AUGUCCGUAACAACUGCAGCUCCUUUGUUGGCAUUAUUGAAAGAAGAGGAUGAUAUUGUUAAAUCCUAUGCUUUGAAAUCAAUCAAUGUCGAAGUUGACCACCUCUGGUCAGAGAUUUCAAAUGAUAUCACAGAAAUUGAAACUCUAUACGAUGAUCAAUCAUUCCCAGAUCGUCAUUUGGCUGCUUUGGUUGCAUCUAAAGUGUAUUACAAUUUAGGUGAAUAUGAAUCUGCUGUGAAGUAUGCCCUAGCAUCUGGUACAUAUUUUGAUAUUAAUGAAAAAUCACAAUUUGUUGAAACAAUUGUCUCUAAGAGCAUUGAAUUAUACAUUACUCACGCAACAAAUAAUUACAAUAUUGAACAAGAAGAGGCAAAGGUUGUAAUUGAUGCAUCAUUAACCUCAAUUUUUGAAAGAAUGAUUGAAAAAUGUGUUAAUUCCUCAGAAUAUAAAUUAGCACUAGGUAUUGCUUUAGAAAGUUAUAGAUUAGAUGUCGUUUCUGAUAUUUUAAAAAGAAAUAAUGAUGAUGAAAAUGAAAGUAACAUGUUGAAAUUAAUCAACUAUGUGUUGGCUGCUGCAACUACAAAUAUCGAUAACAUACGCUUCAAGACAAAUAUCCUAAGUCUAUUAUUUGAUAUUUUAUUCUCAAUGAAGAAUUUUGAUUAUUUUGCUACUGCUAAAGUUGUAGUAAAUUUGAAUGACCCAAAGUUAGCAGUGCAGUUGUUUGAAAAACUACAGGAAACUGAAAAUAUAAAUAUUUCAUAUCAAAUAGCCUUUGAUCUAGUGUCUUCUGCUUCACAAAGCUUUUUACAAAUUGUGACUCAAGAACUAGAAUCAAAAAAUUUUAACUCAAAAAUAUUAGAAAUUUUAUCUGGCGUUCCAACUUGUGACUAUUAUAAUACAUUUUUAUUGAAUAAUAAAAAUAUUGAUGUUGGUUUAUUGAAUAAAUCCAAAUCCUCUUUAGAUGGUAAAUUUUCAUUAUUUCACACUGCAGUAAGUGUAUCCAAUGGUUUUAUGCAUGCCGGUACUACUGAUAAUUCUUUCAUUAAGGCUAAUUUAUCCUGGUUAGGAAAAGCACAAAAUUGGGCUAAAUUUACUGCCACAGCAUCAUUAGGUGUAAUUCACCGUGGCAACUUGAUUGAUGGUAAGAAAGUCAUGGCCCCAUACUUACCAGGCAGCCGUGCCACAUCUCGUUACAUAAAAGGUGGUUCUUUAUAUGGUCUAGGUUUGAUUUAUGCUGGAUUUGGUAAGAACGUCAUAGAUUAUCUAAAAAAUAUUAUUAUUGAAAACAGCUCCAACUGUGGCGAUGAAGAUAUUGAUGUUUUACUACAUGGUGCCUCAUUAGGUAUUGGUUUAGCUGGUAUGUCUUCUCAUAGUUUGGAAUUAUAUGAAUUACUAAAGGAGAUCCUAUAUGGAGAUUCCGUCAUUUCAGCUGAAGCAGCAGCAUUGGGUAUGGGUCUAACUAUGUUAGGUAGCGGUAACGAAACUGUUAUCAACGAUGUACACACAUAUGCUCAAGAAACUCAACAUGGUAAUAUCACGCGUGCUUUAUCUAUUGCAUUAGCUUUGAUUAAUUAUGGACGUCAAGAGUUAGCUGAUGACUUAAUUGAAAAAAUGCUAGGCAAUGGUGAAAGUUUAAUCCGUUAUGGUGGUGUAUUCACUGUAGCCCUUGCGUACGUUGGUACUGGUAAUAAUAAAGCCAUUAAAAAAUUAUUGCAUGUGGCUGUUUCUGAUUCUGAUGAUGACGUUAGAAGAGGUGCAGUUAUUGCAUUAGGUUUCGUUCUAUUGCGUGAUUACACAACUGUUCCAAGAAUAGUUGAGUUAUUAUCAGAAUCUCACAAUGCUCAUGUUAGAUGUGGUACAGCUUUUGCAUUAGGUAUUUCCUGUGCUGGUAAAGGUUUAAAAUCUGCGAUUGAUGUUUUGGAGCCUUUGACUAAGGAUCCUGUUGAUUUCGUUCGUCAAGCUGCUAUGAUUGCCUUGUCCAUGAUAAUGAUCCAACAAACUGAAAAAUUAAAUCCAAAGGUAAAGGAGAUUAAUGAGUUAUUUUUGAAUGUCAUUAAAAACAAACAUCAAGAAGGGUUAGCUAAAUUUGGUGCUUGUGUAGCUCAAGGUAUCAUGAAUGCUGGUGGUAGAAAUGUAACAAUCCAAACUGAAAAUGCAGAAACUGGUACUCUUGAUGCAAAGGCUAUUGUCGGUUUGGCAAUGUUUUCUCAAUUCUGGUAUUGGUUCCCACUAUCUCACUUAUUGACUUUAUCCUUUACCCCUACUACAAUUGUUGGUGUUCGUGGAUCUGAUUUUGCAAUUCCAGAAUUCGAUCUAAAUUGUCAUAUGAAAGAGGGUCUAUUUGAUUACCCAACGAUGUUUGAGGAGGCAGCUGAUAAGGAAAUAGAAAAAGUUGCUACUGCAGUUUUAUCUACUACAGCAAGAGCUAAAUCUAGAAGUAAAAAGAUAAAGAAAGAAAAGAAUGAGGAAGAAGAACAAGUUAGUGCUAAAACUGAACCUACUGAGAAAAAAGAAGAAAUAGUUGAGAAGACAAAAGAAAGUGAAUCUGACUCUUUCAAAAUGAAGUAUACAAAUAAGACUUAUAAGGUUAAGAAUAUGAGCCGUAUUUUACCUCAACAAGUUAGAUAUAUUUCAUUCAACAAACAAGAUCGUUUUGUCCCAGUGCAAAAACAUAAGAAUACUUUGGGUGUAGUUAUAUUAAAUGAUAAAACCCCAGAAGAGUCGAUUAAAAUAAUAGAAACUGUAAGACAAAUCAAGGAUAUCAACGCACCUCUACCCACUUCUUUUAUUGUACAAGACGAUGUUGAUUAUAACAACCUAUGUUGA
This is a messenger RNA of Tetrapisispora phaffii CBS 4417, 2826 nucleotides long. It is a transcript of the gene RPN2, whose product is annotated as proteasome regulatory particle base subunit RPN2. Gene Ontology annotation, molecular function: enzyme regulator activity. Gene Ontology annotation, biological process: regulation of protein catabolic process; proteasome-mediated ubiquitin-dependent protein catabolic process. Gene Ontology annotation, cellular component: nucleus; proteasome storage granule; proteasome regulatory particle, base subcomplex. NCBI's taxonomy places the organism in Eukaryota, Fungi, Ascomycota, Saccharomycetes, Saccharomycetales, Saccharomycetaceae. The transcript has a single exon. Bases 1 to 2826 code for a protein of 941 amino acids. The record is from RefSeq and is a predicted model, not a curated record.